AUGUCGGGGCUUUUUGAUGCGCACAAAGUCGGUUUGCCGAAGGACUCUCGUUCGAGGCCGAGGAGGAAGGAGGAUGACUUGCUUGUCUUUGGCUAUGCGUGCAAAUUAUUUGAGGACUAUGAAAAGGCUGCGGCCUUUGAUCCAGAAAAGAGCUUGAUACCAUGGAUGGGUGAUGAAUCCCUACGUAUCGACAGGUCUGUUCAAUUAUAUUUUGAUUAAAUGUAAUAAAAGCUGUGUUGAAAUCACGUUUUGUUGAUGUUAUUAUUGUUGUUGUGAAUGGAGGUUUCCUCCGCGAUUUGUUUCAGAAAUAUCUCACAUGGAUUUGCCCUUUACACUCGAGUAAAGGAGAUUGAAGUUUUAUAUAUUUUCACGGAACGUUAAAGAAUGUAAAGACGAUCGAUAAAAACUUUUGAAAUCCACAUUUUAAAAAGCCGAAAGAUGGAAGUUCUGAUCUGAAACAAGGAAUUGAGAGCUUUUUAAAAUGCUUUUUUCUUUUGCCCAUAUUGGAACACUGACGGCAGUAGAGACAAGGUAAGUUGGUUGCAUCGGGACAAGAAACCAGUUGUAUGAUAUGUAAGUAUAAAAUAAUCGUUUGAUAACAAUUUAAUUACAGUAAUUACAUCAGCCUAUCUUUAAUUCUGACAGUUUCUCUAUAAUUGCACAUGUGACACAAUCAAGUGGAGGGUUAAAUAUAAUUUGUUCCAAAAAGAAACAGAAAAGCUGAAUUGGACAAAGAUUAGCAUUUUCAAGGAAAGGUUAUCUUAAAAAGUUUUCCACUGUAUUAUGAAUCUACCACUGGUCCAGUUUUGUAGGUACAUGUUGCUGUUAUGUUGAUUACAACACGCUAAUAGAAGGCCAAUGACUUUGUUUUAGAUAUGAUGCUCGUCUGCACCUCACUGACAAAGCACAGUUUAUUGCCAAAUCGUCUGAUGGAGUUCCUUCACUUACACCUGAAGAAGAGGAAAUAGAGAGAUUGUGUGAUGAAGAAAGAUACAUGGAUCUCAACCGUGAUAUGGAGGAAUAUGAGUCCCAGCAAGGUAAGUUUAAGCAUGCAUUCAUUCAUUUAUGAGGUACUGAAGAAUUUAAAAUUUAUUCUGUUAAAUGUGGCUAAUCCCUUACCUAACAUGAACAGCCAAUGUUUUUCCAGAAUUUCAAGUGUAAAAUAUUUCUAGUUUGUCUACAAAACCAGCUUACGGACAAUCAAUUAUUUAUAGUUCACUGGAUUGCCUCUAUGCUGAAAGCACUUUGAUAAAAUAAUCCACGGAAGAUGGCUGUCAUAGAAUUUUCCAGAAAUAUAAAGACGCUUGUUGCUAUUGACAUUAUUUUAUUGUGCAAUUAUAAAAAGCUGGCCUAGGGUUUUAGAAAACCUGUGUUUUGGUGUGCAGAACACACACACAACUGUUAAAACUUGACAUGUUUUUGGUGUAAACAGUAAGUGGUUCAGUUUAGCCUGUGAACAAGCUCUCUGUUUGGGGAAAGGGUGAAAAAUCGCAAGGAGAGGGAAGAGAAAGGAGAGCCUGUAGACAAUCAUUUGGGACCGCUAUUCUGCCUUCUUGUCUUGUAAUUGCCGAUCAUCUGUCAGCAAGAUCGUUAUCUGUCACCUGGAUAUAUUGGAAUGUAAUUGAUUUCACGUGUAAAAAGGGGGUUGGUAGGCAACCCACAAUUUUUACCUCGUGCCAAAAUGCUGCUUAUUCCAAUGAGUUUUUUCUCUGGAGGGUAGAUUAUGCUCUGGAGGGUUUAGUUUUAACUGAGAAAAUGUGAUUUUUGCCGCUUAUUUCUUCCUUAGAGGUCGUGACACGCAUAUUGAUUUUCUGCGGUUAUUGUUUCUGGUCGGCGUGACUUGCCCUCUGAUGCAAGAACAUUCAUUGCGGCUAAAAAAGCUCAUCAGUCAAGCACCAGAACUCGUCUGCACCUCACUGACAAAGCACAGUUUAUUGCCAAAUCGUCUGAUGGAGUUCCUUCACUUACACCUGAAGAAGAGGAAAUAGAGAGAUUGUGUGAUGAAGAAAGAUACAUGGAUCUCAACCGUGAUGUGGAGGAAUAUGAGUCCCAGCAAGGUAAGUUUAAGCAUGCAUUCAUUCAUUUAUGAGGUACUGAAGAAUUAAAAUUUAUUCCAUUAAAUAUGGCUAAUUCCUUACCUAACUUGAACAGCCAAUGUUUUUCCAGGAUUUCAAGUGUAAAAUAUUUCUAGUUUGUCUACAAAACCAGCUCAUUUUUCAACUGAACCAAUUUACAGACAAUAAUAGUUCACUGGAUUGCCUCUAUGCUCAAAGCACUUUGAUAAAAUAAUCCAUGGAAGAUGGCUGUCAUAGAAUUUUCCAGAAAUAUAAAGACGCUUGUUGCUAUUGACAUUAUUUUAUCGUGCAAUUAUAAAAAGUUGGCCUAGGGUUUUAGAAAGCCUGUGUUUCGGUGUGCAGAACACACGCAGAACUGUUAAAACUUGACAUGUUUUUGGUGUAAACAGUAUGUGGUUCAGUUUAGCCUGUGAACAAGCUCUCUGUUUGGGGAAAAGGUGAAAAAUCGCAAGGAGAGGGAAGGGAAAGGGUGAGAGCCUGUAGACAAACAUUUGGGACUGCUAUUUUGCCUUCUUGUCUUGUAAUUGCCGAUCAUCUGUCAGUUAUCUGUCACCUGGAUAUAUUAGAAUGUAAUCAAUUUCACGUGUAAAAAGGGGGUUGGUAGGCAACACACAAUUUUUACCUUGUGCCAAAAUGCUGCUUAUUCCAAUGAGUUUUUUCUCUGGCGGGUAGAUUAUGCUCUGGAGGGUUUAGUUUUAACUGAGAAAAUGUGAUUUUUGCUGCUUAUUUCUUCCUUAGAGGUCGUGACACGCAUAUUGAUUUUCUGCGGUUAUUGUUUCUGGUCGGCGUGACUUGCCCUCUGAUGCAAGAACAUUCAUUGCGGCUAAAAAAGCUCAUCAGUCAAGCACCAGAAGAUGCCAUGUUAAAGAUUGGAAGACCUGUUUACAAGCGAUUAUUUAAAUCAAAUGGCAUGCUACGUGCAGGGUUGUCACUAAGGGCCGAGGGCCAGGGAUUUCCCCCGGCUACUCAGAGCAUGGCCCCCGGCUACUUUCGUCGUUAAAUUAAACCAAAAGAGCACACCUUUGAAACACACAAAGACUAUCCAUCAAACUAAAUGUGAGUUUCAUCUGCAGCAGGUUUAAGUAAUUCUGAAAUACUCGCGUGCAAAAACUAAGAAACGUCGGAAAAAGACAUCUGACUUAGAUUUGGUACUAGUACACACGCGCGAAAACUCUCCGUUCGCGAAAUGUCAGUAGGAAGUUUUAGCAACGAUGACGGCGACGGCAACGAGAACCUCAAAAAAGCAAUAGGUUUAUUGAGCAAAACAACUAGUUUGCACGUGCAUCACGCUUUUUUGUACUUUUCUUUGCCAUCACUGCACCACUACGACGUGAAAAUGUCUAGUUUCACGUUUUAUGGAGGACGUAAAACAAGCGACGACAAACUUUUCUUUCUCUUUCUAAACUUGAGUGUGCCCAAAGAAAUCAACUGCAGGGAAAUUGGCCUACAUUAGCUAUUUUCAGCGAAUUGAAAUAAGUUGAAAAAAAAGUUGGAAAAAAUGCAAUUCANUUGAGUUACCAUUCAAGUGAAACCUCUUGAAUGGUGCAUUCACAUAGUUCAGUUUGUUUUUCAAUAUUUAAAUAUGGAAAUCUGGGAAUAUGAUUAAAGCGGUUAAACCAUGUUUAACUUUAAUUUAAACCAUGUUACAUUAUACCUUUUAACAUUAAACCAUGUUUAACUAAACAAGUUUUAGCUUUGCCCUGAACAGACUUAACAUUCAUCUGCACUUUUCAUGUUAUUAGACUUACUGUAACAAGCACAUAUAAUGUAGAUUACAAAAAGCGACAAUGUAUAUUGUAUCCUCUUUCUAGGAUCAAUGUUAUACAAAACUCAACAAGACAGUUCUUUUCCUACGUCUGAUGUCCAGAAAACAGUGUUACCCCCUGCUCCUCUUCCUGCUGUAGUUGCUCCUCCACCAGAACCUUUUGUUCCCCCAGAUGAGCUGGAAAUACCGCAGGGAAUGGAGAUUGUAAGUACUCAGUCCUGUUUACAAGUUCUUUGCUCUGUCAUUUUUAAAUGUUCAUGAUAAUACUUUAAUUUUCUUUAUCAAGCUUGUUUUCUGAUACUCUGAUGACUUUUAUUUCGCAGUUGAGAAAGCAACAAAUUUUUUACCUCAUAUAUACUGUUGUAAAAAUAAUUAUCUUGGGUUCACAGUUUCCUGAGAAGUUAAUCUUUCUCUGGAAAAUCUGUGAUUUCAGGUCAAUCAGCAACACAGAGGUUGGCAAAAUUAACUGCUUCUUGUUGUGUAUAUAGUGGUUCAAAUUAUAUUUUCCUUUGUUUGGGGGUCAGGUAGUGUGCAUGUUGUACAAUAAUGAGUUAAAAACAAAGGAAAAUGAAACUUGAGCCAUAGACAAAAUUAAACUACAUGUAUGAUGAGUACAUGAAUGGGUGUGUAAACAUAUAUAAAUAACAGUUUGUAGAAAAUUUAAAAAAAAACACUCACUUUUUUUUUGUUUUAAUUAGCCAUUUCCGAGUUCCAAAGGCUCUCACUUUCAAAAUGAGGCUAAGUGCCAAACUUUUGUUGUAAAAAUGAGCUUUAUUUGCAUGAGAAUUGAAAAAUCAUUUUCACAUCAAUGGCUUUGCCCUUAGCCUCGCUUUGAAACAGAGGCUUGAGGCCACUCAGAAAUUGCCUUUGUGUAUCCAGCAGGCACUAUACUAACUUUUCAAGACAGUCUGUUUCUUUAGUAGGAAUUCAGCUACAUUCACUAAGAGGUGCUUAUGCAGGGCAGAGUCUUCAAACACAAAUGUAAUCACCUGGACAAGUGUUUAUUUUCAAUUUCAGUCUAAACCUUCAAACUGUGCUGUGCAUUUCUUAGAACAUAUAGGGGUUGGAAAAUGUUGCCAACUUUAACUUACCAUAAACACUGGCAGACCAUAAGCCACCCUUCCAUAUGAAUAGCAACCUGAGUGAAGAAGCUUGAAAUUGACUAAAAUUUUGAGUUGUCAAAGAAGCCUUUUUUUAAUUAAAAAAAUAAAGGCUUUAAAAUUUAAUUAUGACAGUCAAACUCUGUCUAUGCAAACAGUCAAUUUUUAAAAUGAUUUAACUACAGUGUGGAAUUAAGGUAUGGCUUAUCUGCUGUUGUUUUUGGUUAUCUUAAGAAUAGUUUGGAACUAAAAAUAAAUAUGAGGAAUGCAUGGCUGUUGUGGGAAUGGACUUUCUAAUGUGAGUCUGUGUUAUCAUGUGGUAUUUCAUUUUUGCAGACUGGCGAGUUUAUAUUUUGUGGGAAUAUGUUUCUUAGUGGGAAUUAAUUUUUGUAAUAUCUUAAUGUUUGUGAAAGUAAAAUAGGUUUAACCUUGGUGUUAAUUUUUCUGGAAAUUUGUAAUGGAUUAUGGGAAAACUGAAAAAAUCACAUAGCUCCCAAAAGUCUAGUGGGACAUGAACUGUAGAUGGCAUGGGAAGGCAUUGACAUGAUUUAUCUAUUCUUUAAGAACUUUUUAUUUAUGUUCCAAGGUUUAAAAUUUUAGAGCCUGUGUAACUUGUUGUGGCUGAGGUUUUUACAGCAAUAGUGGUUUGUUAAUAUAACUUCUGUUACUUCACGUUUAGCCUGAAACAGCUAAAAUGCAAGCCAUUAUUGAAAGGACAGCUGCCUUUGUUGCGAAGCAAGGGAAACAAAUGGAAAUCUUGGUUAAAGCCAAGCAGUCAGGAAAUCCUCAAUUUGACUUUUUACUCAUGGAUAAUUGGUUAAACCCUUACUACAAGCAUGUGUUGGGAUAUAUAACGGAGGGAAAGUUUACUCCAGAAAUCCCGCAACAGCCAUCGACACAGCCUCAAGAAGAAGAGAAAGAGAGUGAUAGCAGUGAGGAAGAGUCUGAUGGAGAAUAUGAACUACAUCCUUUGUUACAAGCAUCACUUCACAAAAAGGUAACAAGGUCACGGCCAACAUCAGCAUCAUCAUCACCAGUACCUCUUGGUAACAAGUUUAAUCGCACUUUUGCACCAGUGACAAGUGGAUUGUCAUCUACAGCUUUCCCCCAUGACCACACCAACAAUAACAAUGCACAUGUGAGCAUUGUUGAUGAGGAAGUUAAUUACAGUAUGUGGUACCCACAAGGUAUGUGUGCCUUUUAAGAACUUUUCAUUUUGAACUUCUCUCAUGAAGGUCUCAGGAAAGUUCUGCCCCAACUGUAGACCUCAGGUUCUUAACUACACUGCUUUGAAAUGAACGUUGUACACUACAGUAGUUGAAGAGUAUGUCAGAUUAACAUUUUUAUGGAAAUUGUCCCAUGUGCUUUCAAAUCAGAUCAUAAUCUGCAUGCCAACUCACUUUAAAGUACAUUUUAAUAAGAUAAGCUCCCACCAUUUCUAAAGACACUUCUUAUUGAUAAUUACAGUAAUACAUUUGAAAUUUAAGUCCACUGAGUGCAAACCAGUGCUGUUGUUAGCCCAUGCACACAAACAAUAAAACUGAACUGGAUAUUAUUUUAAGUCCUCGAGACAUGCUUCUUCACCAAAUGAUCAUCUCAAUUUACUUGUACAUCAGGGUCAUAGUCCUCAUUUCCAGCAUCAUGACCUAACCACUACCACCACAACCCUCAACAGAGAUUAGAUCCUGUGUUGCUGUGUUCCCUUCUUUGGACUAUGACUAGUGUUCAUUGGAAAGAGUUAUUCCCCAAAUUAAGGAGAUUAAAUAUGCAGUGUUUGUUUGUUUCUUUGGUUGUGGCUGGGACCAUCACUAAGUGUCCACUGGGACAGUAGAGGGUUUCCGCCUACUGGAGAUGCCCAUAACUGAUACAGUGUAACCGCGUUAGACACCAAUGGAUGCCAAAAAUUUGGCCGUAGCAGCAUGCAAAGAAAUUAGUGUCCGAUAGCCUGGGAGUGGAUUUUUCUAUCAGGCUAGUGAAUUCUGUUAUUAACUUGCCCGAUGGACAAGUGAAGUUUUUUGAGGAAUUCAAAUUGCAGAAGAAAACUGUGAAAUCAAUCUGCUCAUCAAAACGUUUUGGGGGCUAGUUGAAAGGAUGUUUGGGCUAGUAAAUGUUAGCUGCAGCUUGCCCGAAUGGCAGGCUGUAAAAGUGACUUUCUGCGCACCCUGUGUAGGAACAGGGUGGUCAUAUUACCAGACAGGGUAAAAUUUCAUAAGUUAAAUGCCGUAAUGAAAAACACACCAUACAUCGCAUUCACACAUCUUGAACAACUGUUCUCUUUAGAAAACAACCAGAAUGUAGAUCUUGCGUACAGUAAUAUUUUAAAAACUACUUGAAACCUUUCUUCAGUACAUAUAACACUUUUAAAAAAUUGGCUAUAACACCGCCAAAAAUGCAUCUUAAGUGUACUGUUGUCUAAAAACAAUAUGCAAGAACAGGCUUAGCUUACCUGGUCAAUGAGACUGACAUGUCACAGGCAUUUUAAUUUUACUAAAUUUCGAAUGAGUGGCCAUAUUAACAGGGUAAAAGUAUAAAAGAUUUUACUGUUAGGGAUUUUGAAUUGUGGCCAUUGGCCAUGUUAAUGGGUGACCACAUUUACAAGGUAUUUUUAAAAGAAAAUGUAUGGCCAUUUUGCUAGGCCCAAAAAAAUGAACUAAUAUAUUUUUUGUAUUUCAGACGAUAUGUAUGGGCAUUAUGUGUCAUCUGCUGGUUACACAUACCACCCCCCUGUGGUACCUGUUCUCUCAGUUGCUGAUAUGAUUCCACCUCCUCCACCACCCCCUGGGGAGGGACCCCUAGAAGGUAAAUCAGUUUAUUUGCACUUUUUCCAACAGACUAUAAUCCAGAUGCACUGUAUGGUCAUACUAAUCGAUCACUAACAAACAUAAGAAAAAUAAAACACAAUCUACACUGACAGUGGGAAUGCCGAGAAGCUUUUGGAACAAUUUGUUUAAUUGGCUAAUGAAACAUAAACAGAAAGUACCCCUAUCCCUAAAAACAAUAGCAGGUAUGUUUUCAACAGCCAGUGAAAAUAACAGGAGCUUUAAUGCUCCAAGAAUGCGUUGUUGGAAUGUAAAUGUACAAACAAGUAAUUAACUAGAGAAGUGCACUUAAGCAGAAUCAAAUGACUGAUGUUUUUUAUUUAUUUUGUUUAGUUUACGAUGUUAGUGCUCAGUUCUUAUGGCACAUAUUGUCUAGCUGAAUAAGUUAGUGAUCCAGUUUCAAGUUUGCUUAAGUAGGUAGUGUGUUAAAAAUGUCAGAGAUACCAAGUAGUGAUCUCUUUAGUACACACCUACCCUGUUUCCAGAGGAUUUUCUUUAAAUUUUCCCCGCACAAGAGCAGUGUUUUCCUUAUCAGGAGGUAACCAGUAAAAUUUACUGCCUGAAGCAACACUUCUGACUGUCUGCAACCACUUGAGGGGUUGCUAAAAUUAAAUAUGUAGUUUAAAAAAUAUGCAAGUUGUGAUCCGAUCUGAUUCUCACAAGGAAAUGAAUGAAUAUAUGGAAAAGUACUAAAGUUUACACAGCUUUUCUUUUUCUGGGCCACACAUUUUGGAAAGAGAACAUUGAAGACAGAGUAAAAUUAUUUGAAGUAAAUGUUUUAAAUUGUUGUCUAAAGAUGACAACCGCCAAUUUGCGUAAAAUAGGUCUUAAAGUGUGGGAAUGAAGUUUCAGAGAACUUAGUUCCUAAAUUUCCCAGCGAGAGCGGGGCCAUUUUGAAGAAUUUGACUUAAGCCAUCUCUUUGACCAUGAUUAAAGGAGCUGUGUUCACAAAAUAUAUCAAAACUCAAAUGGUGGCAACUGCCACGAAAUUGAAUGAAACACAAAAUACAAAAGGAGGCAUGGAUGAAGAAGAUUAAAACAGAUUGUGAUAUUGUGGUUGUUGAAAGCUUGUUAGGUAAAGCAGUUUCUUAAUGUUCUCUUUAGUUGUUUAUAACGUUUGAUAAGGCUUGACAUAUUGCUUGGGAGACUUAUUUGUUGGACUUAAAGCUGUGGUUUUGUCGUUCGCAAGUAAUUUCUCAAGUUCUAUAGCGAACAAGGAUGCAUAGUUGGCGUUUAAAACAAAAUGAACUAGACAGCUGUGGUACAUACCCUUUAAGGCUUAGUUCACUUUUACUAAUCCAGACAUGCUUUUUUCACAGAGGAGUGGUUGGAGUUUACAUCAUCAGUACCCCCUCUGCCGCCCCCGCCCCCACCACCAGUACCUCCAGCACUGUUUCUUCAUGAUGGUGUUGAUAUCUCAGAGGCUUUGCCUCCCCCUGAUCCCACUGGGAUGUCUACAAUGCCACUAGGCACACCACAGGUUAUACCACCUCCCCCUGACCUACAACCCAUUGUGGACAAGCUGGCAAUUUAUGUUGCCAAAAAUGGUCCUGACUUCGAGUCGAUCAUCAAAGCCAAGAAUGAUCCUAGGUUUGAGUUCUUGAAUCCGUGGAACACCCACCAUGGUUAUUAUAACCUCAAGAAACAGGAAGCACUAGCAAAUCAACAGCUGCAGCAACAAUCAGCCACAUCUGAAGGUAAAGAACAUUGAUAAAAGGUAUCAGAAUAAAGGGACGUGUUACAGUCAGGGUUUGCAAAUUUUAUUGAUGGGUGAAGUCAGUGUGACUUCUGCUUCACAAAUUUUGGAUUCAUUUUGGAAUAUGCAAAGUCAAGUAACACAAUGAAAAAAGCAAUGUAAUAUUUCUUAAACAAGAGUUAAAAAAACAAAAAAAAUUCUUUGACAGCUUUGGAUAGCCUUUUCGACAUGGAUGCCAUUUCAGUGUAUGGUUCUGGCACGUAUAUGCUAUCUUGAUGGAAACAUGAGGUAGCUACGACCUCAUAGGAGAGUGCGCUGACCUUGAAAGGCUCAAAUCCAUGAUGAUGAUUAUCGUUCAAGUGAUCCUUAUUGUGAUUUAGCCUCUAUGUAUACAGACAUCAAUGAUUCUUCAAUUUAGAUGGUUAAAAUCAGGUUUACAACGUUUUCAGUCAAUGUAGAUUGUAUAAUCAAAGUGACUUCCUCCGUAAGCUGAAAAAUUUUGUGAAAUUUGGCGUAUUUGCAAACCCUGUACAGUACAACUACUGUAGCCACGGCCACCUAGACAAAGUUGACAAAUCAGAUUACUGGGAAAUAACAAUGCAUUCCAAGAAAGUUGAUUGUGGGUGAAUCAGCAGCUCAUAAGAAAAUAAUGAGUUACUUGAAACACAAAAUUUAAAUAUUGAUAGCAGACGUUUCCCAGAAAGGAAAAUUUCUCAUUAGAUAAUGUUUUCCUAUCCAGAACUUUACAUAUAAUGCCCAGGGGACAUAUUUGUUUGACAGAAGCUGUUAUUUUGUCAUCAAUCAGCAAUUUCUUCACUAACAAUGCCGUUCUUUGCAAUAACGUGUGACCUCAAGGUAAAAAUAGAACUUAAGUUCCUGUUUUCACUUCUAUUAAUCACUCUAACAGACCCUUUAGAAAACACACGUUUUCUUCAGUGGGUUCAACAGGUCACAUCUGUAGCUUGUAGCUGGUUGAUUUUGAUUAAUGAUGUUGAUUUUGUUGCCUGGUAAUUUUUUUAUUUUAUUCCCUCAGAAAAUGGAAAGAACAUUGAAGUGUCCAAAGGACCAAUAAGUUUCUCAAUAAAGGCUAAAGAAACAAAGAAACCCAAAAUUGAGUACAGGACAAGUGUUAUCUACAAGCAGAGUUGUGAACAAGGUGAAAGUGAUGAGGAAGUUAAUGAGGAGGGAUCAGAAGCAGAGUGCAAGGAGAAGAGUGAAGCCAAUGGAAGAAAACCAGAACAGGAGACUGCUGUAAAUAGUGGCUCAACAUCGACAGAAAACUCAGCUCCUGAGGUGGACUCUAUUAAGGCUGCUGAAAGAAUUGGUAUGAAGGACUGUUGUAUUUUUUCUACGUAGCAUUUUAGGCCCUCGAAUACAAAUUUAUCCACAUUCAAAUUCUCCAGGUUGACAUCCAUACAUUCCCUUAAAGAUCUUGAGAAAGGAUCAACACAUUUUCCCCUGAAAGAUUAUUUUAUCAUUUCUCAUAACCUCUUCUCUUGAUAAGGUAUUGAUAUUGUUGGGAGAAGAUUGAUGUUGGUCACUCUUGGGAUUUAAAGGAUUACUACAGUUUAAACACGUGACUUGCCUAGUUCCCAGGCCUUCAAAUUGUCACUACACGGUCGAGGUGUAUCGUAUGGGUCACGUGAUGCAAGCAAAGAGUCUUUCAAUUCUUGUGUAACCGAAAUGAAUUGACCAUGCAGGCCUGGGGAAAGCUGUACAGUUGCUAGGCAACCCCUUGUUCGCGACAUUGAUUGUGGUUGAUUGAGAAAGAUUUUCGAAGGAGGUGCGGCGGUGUUGUAGCUUAUGUCACCAUAAUAUUGUAAUUGGCUCCAGGAGUGAACUUGACUGACAUUCUUAUUAUUGUACAGCCCAACAUCUGGAGUCUGAAUCAAGAGAUAAACAGCUUCAAAUAGAACGACGAAGGAAAGCGUCACUCUUCAUAAGUAUGCUCAAGAAAACCAACCCAGGAGAUGAAGUGGAAACAAACCAGUAAGAAACGUAACAAAUAGGCAACAAUAUUCCAUGAUCAUUGCAAAAUUUGAACGUUAGACGUCAUUUCUUUGAUGAAUAAGAGUGUAGACCGUGCAAAAUUGUUGUCUUUUUACUUCUUGGCUUUUACAAUAACAACGUCCAUUUCCUGCCAGAUUUCUUGAAAAGUGCGCGCGAGAGACAGAAGGUCAGAGAAAAAAUUGCGAUAUCGCGUCAUUUGAUAGACUAUAGCUCUCGACCAAUCAGGGCGCGAGAAAUCGCUCAGUUAUUUGAAAAUUAUAGUAGUAUAAUAAUAUUAUAAUGAAUAUUAAAAUUGAUCUCCUAAGCUUACAGUAGCAGUUACUGGGCCCUCAUUCACUAUUGAUUUACAAUUGUGAAUGAGACGACCCAGGCGAAAUGAUUAGUUUCAAAAAAUGUCAGUUUUACUCUUUGACUCUUCGGGCCCCAAUUUUGUUUUUAGUUUCAAAAGACUAAACUUCAUUUGAAACUAGAAAUUUUAGUUUCAAAAGAUGCUUAAUCUAAUUUAUUUAUCCUUUUUUCUUUGGCCAACUAACUUUCUUUUUUUUUACAUCGCUGUUUGUGAAAAAAGCAAACAAAAAGAAUAUACAAACUGUGAUCGUUAUUACCCGCCAUCCUUACAGAAAGCGAUGCUAUGUGGUGUCUCAGGGGGCAAAAAUCUUUUAACUUUACAUUUCUCUAGCAGCAGUUUAGGCAAAAGUUUGCACCGGUUCAAGCGCGAUUUCUAAGAAUGUACUGAUCAAGAGUGUUGAUUAGCUUUAAGUGUCACUUUGUUCAUUGGCUACCAUACUUUAUCUAUAGUAAACAUUGUAUUGAAGAAACGUAGCUAAAAGAGCAGUAUUUUUAACAGGUCUUCGCAAGAAAAUUUAGUACCAUCUGGGAGGACCAGAAAAUUUAUGGAAAAACGACAGGAUACACGGUAAUUAGUAAUUUCUGCAACUGUAAAAUAGUAGAGACAUCCAGAGAGAUUUAAAGGAAAGAAAUCUUGCGUCAAGAUAAACUUAUUGCUGUGCGUCGUGUGAAGUCAUUUCUCUUUGGACAUUUUAUCUUCCUUCUCCUCUUUCAAUGGUAUUUUUUGAUGUUGCGGUAGCUACCAGCUGCGCCGUGGUGAUCGAGAAAUAGUAAAGGAAGAGAGAGAGAACGCGCACGCGUGAACAAGGAGGGAGGAGGCACCUUCAUGCAAGUAGCUUUGCCACGCAGGUUGAUCAUGUUGUUAUUGAGUGAUCGAACUUUUAAAACCGUUUAGUUCUCGCCAACCUUCAGUUUGAGUACUUCCUUCCGUAUUUUUAUCUUUACUUGAUAAAGGCCUGGCCCCAGUUGUUCAAAAGCUGGAUAGUGCUAUCCAUUGGAUAAAUCUCUGUCCAAUGGAAAGUGCAAUUGGUUUCCCUAAUACUUAUCCACUGGAUAGAGAUUUAUCCGAUGGAUAGCGCUAUCCAGCUUUUGAACAACUGAGGCCAGGAGAGUAAUUAGAGACUUGCGCCUUCUGUCUUAGACCUGAGUCUCCUCCAGCGAAAAGAAGCCGCAUUAGCGAUGACGAUAGUGAUUCACUGAGUGGAGGAGUCGGGUCUCCAUCUCCUGGCAGCAUCCGGGUUACUCAGGUCAGUAUUGCACUGUGCAUUACUAGAACAUUAGGGCGUACACCAAGACUGCGGUAGUUUAGCCUGAGUAUCAGGCCUUCCUAAGGGGCUAGGGGAGAGGAGAUUUUAGCGAACUUCACCAACAUGAAUAAGUCGCUCUCUUUAACGAAAAUCCCCCUUUGGGAGUGGAAGAGUUGAGGCAAGACAUAUUUGGUGUGCCCCUUUCCUUCCUUUUUGUUUCUGUAUCGGUAGUUACUAAACUUUUAUAUAUAGUGCAGCCUGUGUAGCAAUCGUUUCCAUCUCUUUCUAGCCGAGCGGGGAAAGCGUCAAGUCGCCCGAGGGCACGAGGUAAAAAGGCGCUCCAGUUUUUCCUUUGUCCUCACUCGUCUCUUGCUUGGCUAAAAGGGAACAGAAAUGACUGCUACGUGUGCUAAUCUUUUUGAAACCCUUUAUUUUUAACACAGGAUUUGAUGGCAAAGGUGUUGGCCGCUUCUAGAAACAAGUGACAUGAUUGAAGCACCGAUUGCCUGACCGGGCAGAUUGGCUUUGUCACUGAAGCCUGAGUCAACCUUCAUCUCGUCACAGCUGGACUACAGAGGCCGCGCUACUUCGUAGGCUAGCCUCAAGCCUUAAGUCGAAGGAGGACAAACUCAGACAGCAGAAAGUUAACACCAUGUAACUCUGUGCCACAAGAAAUAACCUUGUACAGUGUAAACAGGUUAUGUUUAUA
Porites evermanni is the source of this 13769-nucleotide messenger RNA. NCBI's taxonomy places the organism in Eukaryota, Metazoa, Cnidaria, Anthozoa, Scleractinia, Poritidae. The record is from the annotation of a GenBank genome assembly.